This is a messenger RNA of Trichechus manatus latirostris (Florida manatee), 1854 nucleotides long. It is a transcript of the gene SIKE1, whose product is annotated as suppressor of IKBKE 1. The transcript is spliced from 5 exons. The record is from RefSeq and is a predicted model, not a curated record. Lineage: Eukaryota; Metazoa; Chordata; Mammalia; Sirenia; Trichechidae. The coding region runs from base 96 to 719 and encodes 207 amino acids.
AGGAAGUGACGCAUGUUACGCUGAGACGGGUUCAAGGGAGAUCUGAGCGAAUCGCGUAUGUGAGCGGUUUGGGCAGGCGAGGUCGAGCAGCGGCUAUGACCUGCACCAUCGAAAAGAUCCUGACGGACGCCAAGACUCUGCUGGAGAGGCUGCGGGAGCACGACGCGGCCGCCGAGUCGCUGGUGGAUCAGUCGGCGGCACUGCACCGGCGGGUGGCAGCUAUGCGUGAGGCUGGGGCGGCUCUUCCGGACCAGUAUCAAGAGGAUGCAUCCGAUGUGAAGGACAUGUCUAAAUACAAGCCUCACAUUCUGCUGUCCCAAGAGAACACACAGAUUAGAGACUUGCAACAGGAAAACAGAGAGCUAUGGGUUUCCUUGGAGGAACACCAGGAUGCCUUGGAACUCAUCAUGAGCAAGUACCGGAAACAGAUGUUACAGUUGAUGGUUGCUAAAAAAGCAGUGGAUGCUGAACCAGUCCUGAAAGCUCACCAGUCCCAUUCUGCAGAAAUUGAAAGUCAAAUUGACAGAAUCUGUGAAAUGGGAGAAGUGAUGAGAAAAGCAGUUCAGGUGGAUGAUGACCAGUUUUGUAAGGUUCAGGAAAAACUAGCCCAAUUAGAGCUUGAGAAUAAGGAACUUCGAGAAUUGUUGUCCAUCAGCAGUGAGUCUCUUCAAGUCAGAAAAGAAGACUCAAUGGACACUGCUUCCCAAGCCAUCAAAUAACUCACCUCCUGAAUGCUAAUGGACCUUGUCUAUCAAGGAAAGAAGUUAUUAUGUUUCCAUUGAAGUAUAAUCUGUUCAGUGUCUUGCCUCAGGCGUGAUUUAAUGUUGAUUAAAGGUACCAGGUGGCAGUUCAGAAUUGCUAGUCAAUGUCGGCUGCCCACAAAACAGUUUUCUAGUGUGUUAGUGAGAAUACACACUGAAUUUCACCAUUCCUUUCUCCAAGAGACUACUUUUAAUUCUCACUUCUGGGACCUUAGUUUACAUUAACUGUUUUCAGUUCAUUUUAGUUUUUUCACAUCUCCGAAACUUAAAGCAUUUUAUUGUAAACCAGUAAUUUUAUUUUACAUAGGAUUGUAAAAUGCAGUUCUAAAGAACUUCAAAAAGAGAUGCAACUUUUAAAAUCUGUUUUGCAUAUACCUGGAUUUUUCCCAUUUAACAAAAAUGAUAAUGGUUCCACAGAACUAGACUGAGAUUCUCUGACUUGUAAUGUCAUUCAGCUCUGAAAGUUUUAAGUCUCUCUAGUGCUAAGAGUUGUCACUUUGUCGCCUUAUGUUUUCACUCUUUAAUUCAAGAGGACCUACUGCUAGUCCCCAGGAAACAUACUUGGAAAUAAGUUAACUGUUUUUUUCCAGUCGUAGUAUAGUUGUCAUAUUCAGAGAAUGCUGAGAAACUUGUAUGUACAUGCGUGCGCACACGCAUGCUUACUUCAAAUGCUAAAAGUAGCUUUUACUUAUUCUAAGUACUCAGUUUUUCAUUCAUGUCCUACUAGGAAAUCUUCAACUUAGGUAAUUUACCCAGUGCAAAGAGCACAUAGUAGACUUAUUUACAUCAUAGUUCUUAGCUACUACAUUUUACAAUUAAGAACCAUCACCUAGAUGUCUUUUAUUGCUAGCACUAGUAGUUGGCUUUCUUUUUGGAUCCAUUUUUUUUCUAAAUGAAACAAAGUUUUAUCACCUAAUGAGAAUUACUAUAUCCAUAAUGUUAUAUAGACAACAACAAAGCAAUGUUGAGAUUCAAAUACUGGGUGGUCACCUAGGCUUACUCAUCAACUCAUUCCCUCAUCCCAAUUAUACAAAUUACUUCAUUAUACUAUUUUUAGGUUUUUCCACAAAUAAAUGAAAUUAUGAAUGCUAAA